GACCUUCUGGUUGACUACGAUAGGCAUUGUCUCGUUUCUCUCUCUAUAUAUUUCCGCCCCUUGACAUGCCUUUAUUCACCGCCGGGUUUAUUUAAUUUCUUUUGCAAUUAUCUCUUCUUCUGCCUCUCUGCCUCUGUUGGCUUCGUUCUGUAGUUUUCUUUGCGAGUUCUAGUGCGGAUUUCUCAACCUAUAAAUAUGAAGAAAGUAGUGUUGAAAUUGGAGCUACACGAUGACAAAGAGAAGAAAAAAGCUAUGAAGAAAGUUUCUGGACUUUCAGGAAUCGAAUCGAUCUCCCUGGACAUGAAGGACAAGAAAUUGACAGUAACAGGGGACGUUGAUCCAGUACACAUAGUAGGCAAAUUGAGAAAGCUCUGCCACACAGAAAUAGUUUCUGUAGGACCAGCAAAAGAGCCUGAAAAGAAGAAGGAAGAGCCCAAGAAAGAGGAGCCAAAGAAGAAGGAAGAGCCAAAGAAAGAGACGAAAGAGAAAGACGACGUCGCUGAGCUUAUUAAGGCUUACAGGGCCUAUAAUCCUCACAUGACAACCUACUAUUAUGCUCGAAGUGUAGAAGAAGAUCCUAAUGCCUGUGUCAUUUGCUAGGUAGGUCUCGCAAGAACUGAGAGAAGAAAUAAAUGGAAAAAAGAAAAGAAAAAUCAUGUCUUUAUUUGUUGGUUAUCUUAAAUUUGGAUCAUAUUAGUAUCUAGAUGGUACUUUUUCUGUACAGUAGAUGAUGUUGGGAUUUUCAACUUUAUGUUUGUUGGCUUUUUUUUUUUCUUUGCCUUUGAUGUAUCAAAUUUUGGCAGUGAUUUUUCAUUAAUGGGUACUUUCCAAGUUUUUUCA
Manihot esculenta (cassava) is the source of this 840-nucleotide messenger RNA. RefSeq names its product heavy metal-associated isoprenylated plant protein 39. NCBI's taxonomy places the organism in Eukaryota, Viridiplantae, Streptophyta, Magnoliopsida, Malpighiales, Euphorbiaceae. The coding region runs from base 196 to 600 and encodes 134 amino acids. The transcript has 3 exons. The record is from RefSeq and is a predicted model, not a curated record. Gene Ontology annotation, molecular function: metal ion binding.